AUGUGUAACCCUCACUUCACAUCAUCUCCAGGUUCUACUGCAUCAGACGAGACAGUGAUCCUCAACUUCUCCCAGCUUGAGCCAGCCGAGGACCCUGUUGCAGCCCAAGGCAGUCAACCUAAAAGGCCUUGCCGGAUCAACUAUGAAGCAAGAGCUCUGAUUGAAAAAAUCCUGACUACAAAGCCUGGAGGUGACCGUAUCAUGGAGGAGUAUGCAAAAACAAAAUCAAUCACGGAUUCAACCAGAAGACGGCUCAUCAACAUACUUACUGCAGAAAUGACCGAAACACAUGGGACCUCGCCACCCCGGAGUGUGAAAGUGAUGUAUGCACAGGGGAUUAUUGCUCUGUUUCCCUACCUUGAAGACCCAUACUCACAGAAUGGAUUUGAACACUACUACGAUCCGGAAAGCGGUUCAGGAUAUAUUGCUUGGCGGUUGAAGACUAUUCAACGAAAAGCUUCAGAGGAAAGAGGUCCAGCAGUUAGAUCUCCUAGAGUUGGUGGGCCAGGCCAUGGACGUACUACACCCCUUACUGAUGAAGUCCUGACUGAUGAGGAGGUGGAAUCAGCUAUCGCUGUGUUGAGACAUUCUGCUGAUGAGGAAACCAUCCGUGAAAAAAUGAAAACCACCUUCAGUUACCGCCAAGCAAUGGUCAAUGACCAUGACAAAUCGGCAGAGGUCUUCUCAGUUUUUCCACGAUUCCUGGACACACCGGGGCUGGUAGAGCAGGAUUUCAGACUGAUGUUUUGCGAGCAGACUGCCAAUAAGUUCCUGGAGAGAUGGCCUACCACUUUCAAAGCAAGAGUCAUCAAGGAAAGCCAUGGACUGGUCCCCUCCACAGACCUUCUUGAUUUGAUGCACAAUGCUGAGACAUCCACUGAAGUUGAAAAUGGGUGGGACAGUGACAUGUCUGCCAUCAUACUGCUGCUACAUCUGCUACCGCCAUCUGCACAGGGACGCAAGAGGCCAGGGAAGAUAUCAGCAUCUAAUGCCGUCGAUCACCUCAUCAAAUUUCAAAAGACGGGAACAAGCCUGCAGCAGCAUCUAGACAACAUCACUCAAAGCCGCCAGCCCUACCUCCUUGCACAGGGACCCACAAAAAGCAGCAUUCACUCCUUCUUCAUUGCCAUCGACAAGCACGCACUUCCAUGCCAAGCCACCACCUCAGUCGGAGCCCUGGAUGAACUCUUCAAGGCCCACUUUGUCUUUGGUACAUCUUACAGUCCUGCCUUGAACAACUUUUUCACUUUUCUCCAAACUGCCAUUUACAACAUUGAUGUAGGGAAAACUAAGGAAACGCCAAGAAUUGCAGAAUUGCGAGCUAGAAUGGUGCGUUAGACUUAAUUUUAAAAACAAUGAGGUGCUUUCUUUGCAGUAAUGAUCUUGGUGGAUCAAACAAUCUUGUAAAGCAUCUCAAAGUAAUACAUGGACUCUGUACGGGAAGGACUCUUUAUCUUCAAUGUGGCCAAGUGGGAUGCUCACGUUUUUUCAAUAGUUUUUCUGGUUUUAGGAAGCACUUGAACAAGUGUCAUGUGAAUAGUGCGUCUGCUGUUAUUGCUAAUGCUGAACCACCACAGUGUCAAAGUGUUCGGGAUGGUGGUAAUGCAAAUCCAGCAGAAGAGCCAUAUGGGGCAGAGGUUGAGUCAGAGCCAGCCUUAUCGUCACAGCACCUUGUAAAUAGUUGUGCCUCUGUCAUUUCAGAUCUAAAGGCAGCAGGUGUUGCCCAGUCUGUUGUUAAUUCUGUUGUGACUUCUUUGGAGGAUAUUGUUCAGGACAUACAUGAGCAUGCAAAAGAGUCAGUCAUCCAGUGUGUAUUUCGCGAUCAAAGAGAAACUGAAACAUGCAAAAAUGUUGAGGAAUGUCUUAACCAAUUAGAGAAUCCGUUUACAGCUCUUAAUUCAGUGUACAAACACUCAAAAUUUAUGUCGAGCAAGUGGGAAACUGUGGAACCAGUAGAGCUUGUAAUUGGCUCAAGAUUUGACUCGAGGCUCAACAAAAAGACAGGAACAUAUGACCAAGUAGUAGUUAAAGACACAUUUAUGUAUGUUCCAAUUUUAUUGACAUUAAAGUCAAUAUUCAAUAGUGAACACGCCAGAGAAAUGCUCAGAAGCCCACAUAUUAGUGAUUCAAAACUAAGAGAUAUUUGUGAUGGCUCUUUCUUCAAAACUCAUCCUCUAUUUUCAUCAGACAGACACACGAUACAGAUACAAAUGUUCUACGAUGACCUGGAGACGGGGAAUGCUUUGGGAAGCAAGAAGGGGAUUCAUAAAUUGGGUGCCAUCUAUUUUACUUUGAGGAAUUUCCAACCAAAGUGGAAUUCCAUUUUGGCCAAUAUACAUCUUUGCGCCUUGUUUCAUGCUACAGAUGUGAAGCGUUACAGUUAUAGUGCAGUUUUAGAUCCUAUUGUUCGUGAUCUCAAAAAGUUGGAGAAUGAUGGCAUUGAUAUUCCAUUGUAUGGUGGCUGUGUUCGUGGCAGUGUUAUACAGGUCACUGGAGAUAAUUUAGGCCUACAUAGUUUGUUUGGUCUGGUUGAGAGUUUCAGUGCAAGGUAUUGCUGUAGAUUUUGUUUAGCUGAAAAAGAGGACUUCCAAACUGAAUUCUCCGAAGAGUCUCCAAAAAUUGUGUUGCGCACCAAAGACACCCACACUGCUCACUGCCAAGAAAUGGCAAAUAAGCCCUCUCUUCCUUAUGUAUUUGGUGUGAAGAGAUCAUGCUCACUGAAUUCACUUACAUAUUUUCACACAACUGAGAACUAUUCAGUUGAUAUUAUGCAUGAUCUAUUAGAGGGUGUCGUACAAUUUGAAUUAAAGCAGCUGUUUUUGUAUUUGGAAGAACACAUUACACCAACAGAACUGAAUUCAAGAAUAUUAAGUUUUGAUUACGGUUUCACAGAGAGAUGUAAUAGGCCAGUGGCUGUGAAUUUAAGUGCAGAGUCUAAUGAUUUGGGAUUAAAUGCAAUUCAGUCAUGGUGCUUGCUGAGGAAUGUUCCCCUUAUAUUUGGAGAUUUGGUAGCCUCUACAAACCCACACUGGAUCCUGCUCAUUUUGUUAUUACAGAUAGUAAACAUUGUAUUCUCUCCCGUGUUAUCUCAAGGCCUGUGUGUGUAUUUGAAACAUUUGAUUGUUCAACAUCACAAACUGUUUAAGGAGGUAUAUCCUCAGAAAAAACUUUUACCCAAGCACCAUUUCCUUAUACAUUAUCCUCGCUGCAUUCAAAAAAUAGGACCUGUACUUCAUAGCUGGUGCAUGCGAUAUGAAGGUAAACACAAUUUCUUCAAGAAACAGCUGAAGUCCUUUAAAAAUGUCACCAAAACGUUGGCCAAAAAGCACCAAAAUCAUAUUGCACACAAGUGGCAAUCCUCAACAACCUUUAUUCGCUUGGACAUUGGUCCAGGAAAAAGUGUGCCUUUAAAUAUGAUCAAUGGUGGUUCAGUGAUUGCUAUGGAGAUGAAAAUGUCCAAUUGUGAAAAGGUAAUUAAAGUAACGUGGGCUAAGCACAAUGGGUAUGUAUACCGCCAACAUCAAGUCAUUUGUGGUGAAGUUCUCAAUGAAAUGCCUCUGUUUUACCAGAUUGACUCAGUUGUGAUCAUACAGGACAAAGCGGUGCUGCUCACCAUACCUUUAUUUACAGUAGCUUUUCAAGAACAUUUCUUUGCUUAUGAAGUGAUUCGGACAAAGAAAGAUUUUGUUGCCUUUCAUGUUGAUUAUCUUCCACAUCUAAGACCUUUUGAUGUACAAAUGUCAUAUGGAGAGAAAGACACCGCUUUGUACAUUGUCCCAUAUUGUCAUCUCUGAGGAGUUAUUAGGAAAUAAAUGGUGCUACAGUA
Messenger RNA from Engraulis encrasicolus (European anchovy), 3826 nucleotides. RefSeq lists its product as uncharacterized. The transcript has 9 exons. The coding region runs from base 1 to 1338 and encodes 445 amino acids. The record is from RefSeq and is a predicted model, not a curated record. NCBI's taxonomy places the organism in Eukaryota, Metazoa, Chordata, Actinopteri, Clupeiformes, Engraulidae.